Haemonchus placei is the source of this 3612-nucleotide messenger RNA. The record is from the annotation of a GenBank genome assembly. NCBI's taxonomy places the organism in Eukaryota, Metazoa, Nematoda, Chromadorea, Rhabditida, Trichostrongylidae.
AUGCCCUAUGUUGACUUCAAGCAAAGAUACGCUGUGCUUGCUGCCGAUGUCGCUAAGAAAGCAAAGACGGAAAAGGAAGCUGGUGAGGGAAUCGCGGCCGCUCUCACUGCCAAGGGUUCCAUUAAAAAUGAAGACUUCCAAUGUGGACUUACCAAGGUCUUUUUCAAAGCCGGUGUGUUGGCCCAUCUCGAAGAGCUUCGCGACCAAGCACUUUCGGUAAUCAUCACGAAAUUCCAAUGCGCCUGUCGACACUACCUGGCCAUGUGCGAUUACAAGAGGAAGCUCGACCAGAAAGUUGGUCUCAUCAUCGUGCAACGCAAUGUGCGUGCAUGGUGUACGCUUCGUACAUGGCAUUGGUUCAAACUUUACGGUCAAGUGAAACCGCUCAUCAAGGGCAACAAAAAGGAUGAGGAAAUGGAAGCACUGGCGAAGAAACUCAAAGAAGUUGAAGAGAGUCACCAGGCAGAAGAGCGCAGACGUAAAGAGCUCGAAGCGGAAAACGCUCGUCUCCAGGCACGUGGGGCAGAAAAACAAGCUGUGCUGCUACAGCUGGAGCAAGAACGAGAUGGAAACGCAGAAAUUGAAGAGCGCAGUGCGAAACUGCUCGCUCAGAAAGCUGACAUCGAAAAACAGAACGCCGACCUGAACGAUCAACUAGCCGAUCAAGAAGACCGUAACGCAGCACUUGCCAAGGCGAAGAAGAAGGAUGAAAUUGCAUCCCAGGAUGAAAUCAUUUCCAAAAUCAACAAGGAGAAGAAAUAUCAGGAGGAGGUGAACCGGAAACUUCUCGAAGAUAUGCAAGCACAAGAGGACAAGCUAAAUCACAUGAACAAGAUCAAAGCGAAACUGGAAUCAACCCUGGACGAGAUCGAGGACACCUUAGAACGCGAGAAACGAAAUCGUCAGGAUGUGGAGAAACAGAAACGGAAACUCGAAGGAGAGCUGAAGAUCGCUCAGGAGACAAUCGAAGAGAUCACACGUCAAAAGCAUGACCAGGAGAAUAUUAUCAAAAAGAAAGAUACCGAGAUACACACACUGACGUCACGUUUAGAAGAUGAGCAGUCGUUGGUUGCCAAGCUUCAACGACAAAUCAAGGAACUUCAAUCGCGCAUUCAAGAGUUAGAAGAAGAGCUCGAAGCCGAACGUCAGGCUAGAAGCAAGGCUGAGAAAGCCAGGUGUGAGAUGCAAAUGGAGCUUGAAGAGCUCGGUGAUCGGCUAGAUGAAGCAGGAGGUGCGACCCAGGCUCAAAUGGAACUCAACAAGAAGCGCGAAGCCGAGCUGGCUAAACUCCGUCGCGACCUUGAAGAAGCAGCUAUCAAUAGCGAGACAGCUAUGGCAGCGCUCCGAAAGAAGCACACUGAAGGCAUAGCCGAAAUCACUGACCAGCUCGAUAUAGUGCAGAAAAUGAGAGCGAAGCUCGAAAAGGAUAAAGCGCAGCAGCAGCGCGAAAUAGAAGAGCUACAGUCUGCUGUCGAUAGUGAAGCAAAACAGAGACAGAAUAUGGAACGUCUUGCUAAGCAGCUUGAAGUUCAACUCACGGACAUGACGCUAAAGAGUGACGAACAGGCUCGUAGCAUCCAAGAGCUGACCAUGUACAGAGGAAAACUGCAGGGUGAAAACAGCGAGCUUAACAGGCAAUUGGAAGAUGCUGAGUCACAACUAAACGCUCUCAGUCGUAUCAAACAGCAGCUUCACGCCCAGGCUGAAGAAGCUCGCAAACAAAUUGAACAGGAAACUAGGGAAAAGCAAGGGCUCCAAAUGCAGUUAUCCAAUUAUCAAUUGGAAUGUGAGCAACUGCGAGAAGCCCUGGAAGAGGAACAGGACACAAAAACUGAGCUGCAGCGCCUGAUUAGCAAAGCAAAUGCGGAAACACAACAAUGGCGUGCAAGGUUUGAGGGCGAAGGUAUGAAUAGAGCUGAAGAGUUAGAAGAGGCCAGACGGAAACUAGCCAACAAGGUGCAAGAGGUUCAGGAACAGCUGGAAAGCGCGAAUCAGAAGAUCAGUUCACUGGAAAAGACCAGACAGAGGCUUGUUCACGAGUUGGAGGAUGCACAGGUCGACGCGGACCGAGCGAAUGCGAUGGCUAGCUCAUUAGAGAAGAAACAAAAGGGUUUCGACAAAAUUAUUGACGAGUGGCGAAGAAAAUGCGAGGCGCUUGUGCAGGAGGUGGAAUCCAGUCAACGCGACACUCGUGCCGCAGCUACAGAAGCGAUGCGACUCCGUAAUCAGCUUGAAGAAGCUUCUGAACAGGUCGAUGCUGUUCGUCGUGAGAACAAGUCGCUUGCCCAGGAACUCAAAGACAUCACUGAUCAACUUGGUGAAGGUGGCAAGAGCGUGCACGACCUUCAGAAAGCAAGAAGACGUCUGGAGCUCGAAAAGGAAGAAUUGCAGCAAGCACUGGAUGAAUCUGAAGCUGCUCUAGAAGCGGAGGAAUCGAAAGUUCUUCGAGCACAAGUAGAGAUAUCACAAGUUCGAUCUGAAAUAGAAAAACGUCUCCAGGAGAAGGAAGAAGAGUUUGAGAACACCCGCAAGAAUCAUCAUCGAGCAUUGGAAAGCAUGCAGGCCUCUCUAGAAAGUGAGUCGCGUGGUCGUGCGGAGCUACUGAGAAUGAAGAAGAAACUGGAGGCCGAUAUAAACGAGUUGGAGAUCGCCUUAGACCAUUCCAAUAAAGCUAAUGCGGAUGCACAGAAAAACCUCAAACGAUAUCAAGACACUACCAGAGAACUUCAGCUACAAGUAGAGGAGGAGCAGCGGUCAAGAGAUGAAGCACGUGAGCAGGUGCUGGUUGCAGAACGGCGCGCUCAAAUAGCUCAACAGGAGAAAGACGAACUGGUCGUAGCCUUUGAGCAGGCCGAACGAGCUCGCCGUCAAGCUGAGUUCGAAUGCGCAGACAGCAAAGAAACCGCGAGCUCCUUAUCAAACACUAAUGCUGCACUCAGUGCCCAAAAACGGAAGCUGGAGGGCGAGAUUCAGCAACUCCAGUCAGAAAUGGAAGAUGCUCUUAACGAAUUGAAGAAUGCCGAUGAACGUGUCAGAAAGAGCGCUGUUGAAACAGGAAGGCUCACCGAUCAAUUGCAAGCUGAACACGAGCAAAUCCAGAGUCUUGACAAAGUUCGAAAAGCAUUAGAAUCGCAAUUAAAGGAAAUGCAAGCACGUCUUGAGGAAGCUGAGGCGCAGUCAAUGAAAGGAGGGAAGAGGGCGCUAGCAAAACUGGAUGCAAAAUGUCGUGAAUUAGAGUCCGAACUGGAAGCGGAGAGCCGUCGGCAUGCCGAAGCAGUGAAAAACCUACGGAAUAAAGACAGAAGAUGCAGAGAGCUUCAAUUCCAGGCCAGAAUAGUGGAUGAGGAUAAAAAGUCUUCAGAGCGCAUGUACGAUCUUGUCGAAAAACUACAACAGAAGAUCAAGACCUAUAAGCGUCAAGUUGAGGAUGCGGAAGGCUUAGCUGCGCAAAAUCUAGCUAAAUACCGCCAACUCCAACAUGCUCUCGAAGAUGCCGAAGAACGUGCCGAUGCAGCAGAAAAUGCAUUAGCUAAAAUGAGGCUAAAGAAUCGAAGUGGCUCGUACAGAACACUCUCACAUUCGGUAAGAAUGGAAUAUAUUCGAAGUUCGUAA